UCUCGCUCUCCCAGAGGCAAAAGAUUUCUGCGCACUCCAUACCGAUCGCUCCUGCCCUUCUCCCAUUGAUCGCUCCUGCUCUGCUUUUCUCCGCUGGGCAGCACAGCCACCAACGCCGCCUUGACUGUCUCGAAGCGACCCCUCCUCCAAGACGGCCAAGACCACCAGCCCCCUCCUCCUCCGCCUCGCCCUCGCGAAUGCCGCCUGCUUGCUCGGGUGCUCUCUCGCGCGUGAGCGGCUAGGGCCAGCGAGGGAAGAGGAGGGAGAUAGGUGGCCCCGCCCCGGCCGCGCGGCGGCGACAUGGGGGAGGUGGAUUUGGAGGAUGUGGUGUUCUCCUGGUCGGCCCAGGAGAUCGCCGACGACGACCUCUACAGGGGCAAGGUUGUAACCAUUCCCUGCAACUUCAAGUCACUUGAUCACUAUCUUGUAUCGUUUCGUGUUCCUCUGAUUGAAGAAACAAGGUCAGAUCUGUGCUCAUGCCUUCAACUCAUCAGUGAAGCACCCUCGUCGCAAAUACUUUCCAUGGAGGUGGCGGGGAAAUCGGGAUCAUACUUUAUGGAUGUGGACUUUUGGGAUAAUGAUGCUGGUUUUUCUACUGGGAAUUAUACUAUGAGGAAUGGUGACAUAUUAAUUUUGUCUAGCAUAAAACCUGAAGCUGCAGAGGACUUAAACCACCAUGGUCUGACAUACUGCUUGGCAAUGGUUACUGAGGUUUCUAUAGAUGAUGAAUGCCAGAAGGGCUUCAGAGUCAAAGUUGCAAAGAAUAAUUGUUUGGAAGAAGAAGAUUUAAACAAACUCAAGCAUGCAAUAUUUCUCAACAAUAUCACGACAAACAUGCAGAUAUGGAAAGCACUUACCUUUGAUACGCACAUGGAUAACAAUUUCACAGUAAUCAAGUCGCUCUUAGACCCCACAGAUCUGGGUCAGGAUGUUUGUGAUGUCUGUAUUAAACAGGAUAGGGGUUGUUUGGCUUCUUUCACAGAGCAACUACUUUCGAUUAAGCUUAAUCGAUCACAAAUUGAUGCUAUUGAAUCUGUCAUCUCAGCUGUACAAUGUGAGCAUGUGAACCUCAUGAAGCUUAUAUGGGGUCCACCAGGUACUGGAAAGACAAAUACAGUUAGCGCUUUAUUGUGGGUUUUGGCGCAUUUGAAAUGCAGAACUCUUGCUUGUGCUCCCACUAAUGUUGCUGUUAUUGGAGUUUGCACUCGUUUCCUUCAAAAACUGAAGGAUUUCAAUGAGAUCAUUGAUGAAAAUGGUCUACCUUUUUCUGUUGGAGAUAUCUUGCUCUUUGGAAGCAGGUCUAACAUGGACAUCACCGAGGAUCUUCAGGAAGUUUUCUUGGAUUUUCGUGCCGACCAACUUGCGGAAUGCUUUUCAUCGUCGUCCGGAUGGAACUACAGAAUAGCUUCAAUGGCAUCCUUUUUUGAAGACUGUGCUUCACGGUAUGAUAUGCUUCUUGAGGAUGAUGACAAAAUUGGUCCAGUGUGCUUUCUGGACUUCAUUAAGAAGCAAUUUGAUGCAACAGCAAUAGCUCUGAAAAAAUGCAUAAUGAAUUUGUGGCUUCACCUUCCUGGAAGGUGCUUUUCUCAUGAUAGUGUCAUAAAUAUAUCUACGUUGCUUGAUAUGCUGGAAAAAUUUGGCGCCCUUCUGUGCAACAUAGACUUGACCGAUGAGGGCUUGAAAAGGGGCCUUGGUUGUCUAUCAACUGAAAACUCUGUUUGUGCAAAGCCUAUAUCUUCAAUUGAGAAGGAACUUGAUGGAGCAAGGUUUACAUGCCUUAAGUUGCUUAAAGAUCUGCUACACUCGCUUAACUUACCCACUGGAGUAGACAAAAACUGGGUCAAGAACUACUGCAUACGUAAUGCAACACUUCUUUUCUGUACUGCCUCUAGUUCUUAUCGGUUACAUCACAUGGAUAUUGCACCCCUCGAUGUAUUAAUUGUUGAUGAGGCUUCUCAAGUGCGGGAGUGUGAAUUGGUGAUCUCAUUACGGCUACAUUGGCUAAAACAUGUUGUUUUGGUAGGGGAUGACUGUCAGCUGAGUGCGAUAGUUAAAAGCAAAGUAUGUAAAGAAGCUGGAUUUGGAACAAGUCUUUUUGGGAGACUGGUUACGCUAAAAUUUGAAAAACAUUUGCUGAAUAUACAGUAUCGCAUGAAUCCUUGUAUCAGCUUAUUUCCAAAUGCUCAGUUUUAUGAGAGGAAGAUUUUAGAUAGUUCCAGUGUCCUGUCUCCUAGCUAUAAUAAGGAUUACAGAUGCCUCCCUUUUGGCAGCUACACAUUUAUAAAUGUCAUUGAUGGAAGAGAAGACAAAGAGGACAUGGGAAACAGUCGGAGAAACAUGGUUGAAGUUGCUAUUGUUUUGCACCUAAUCCAUACCAUCUUUAAAUCUUGGAAAAAGACAGGCCAAGGUUUCAGCAUCGGCGUGGUUUCUCCAUAUAAUGCUCAAGUUGAUGCAAUUAAAAUUAGACUUGGCAAAAAAUACGAUGCAUGUGAUGGCUUUCAUGUGCGGGUGAAGUCCAUUGAUGGUUUCCAAGGAGAAGAGGACGAUAUAAUAAUACUAUCAACUGUUAGAUCCAAUGGGAGAGGAGCUGUUGGAUUUCUUGCUGAUAACCAAAGAACAAAUGUCGCUCUUACUAGAGCAAGGCACUGUCUUUGGAUUGCUGGGAAUGCUCAUACAUUGUAUAAAAGUGGGACCGAAUGGACAGACCUUGUUGCUGAUGCAGAAAUACGUAAAUGUGUUUUCAGUGUGACUAAUGACGCAAUCAUCUGUAGGUUGGUUUUGCAAGUAAAGCAAGAGCUUGAUGAACUUGAUGAUCUUCUUAAUGCUGAUUCUGUGGUUUUCAGCAAUACCAGAUGGAAGGUCAUUCUUAGCGAAGAGUUUAGGAAGUCUUUUACCAAACUAAAAUCAACACAGCUCAGGAGGGAAGUACUCCAAAAGCUUAUCAAACUUGGAGGUGGUUGGAGGGCAACAGUUAAGAACCUUGAUAUACCUGGUGUUUCUCAUCUUGCAAAAGUAUACAAGGUUAGGGAUCUGCAUCUUGUAUGGAGUACUGACAUGGAGAAAACCGAAAGAAGGUAUUUCCAGAUAAUAAAAAUUUGGGACCUACUGUCACAGCAAAAUGUUGGAAGAACUGUUCAACGUCUCGAGAAUUUGUUUUCCAUGUACACGGAUGAUUACCUGGAUCACUGCAGGAGAGUGCAGACACAGGGGAAACUGGAGGUUCCUAAGGUUUGGGAUGUUGAGCAUGAUAUUAUUCGCUAUAACAUGGAUUUCAAAUUUGAUGCUCAUAAAGAGCAUGAUCUCGUGGAUACAUCAUAUGCCAUGGAGAAUUCAAAAGUUAAUGAAAGCUUCUUGCUGAUGAAGUUCUACUCAUUAUCAUCUGGAAUGGCAAAGCAUUUGCUGACAGCUACUGAUGGGUCUGAAAUCAACAUCCCCUUUGAACUGAGUGAUGAAGAAAAGGUGAUAAUCCAAUUCCCGCUCACUAGUUUUAUACUUGGGAGGUCGGGCACCGGAAAAACCACUGUAUUAACAAUGAAACUGAUUCAAAAAGAGAAACUGACAUUGAUCGCAUCCCAAGGUCUAAAUUUGGAUGGAGCUGAUUUGUCUGUGGCAGGUGACAAUAAUAUUAUGCCACUAAAGAAUGUAGGAGAAAGUUAUGUGAAACAACUAUUUAUCACUGUGAGCCCAAAGUUAUGUUCAGCCAUAAAAGAUCACAUCUGCAGACUUAAAAGAUUUGGCACUGGUGAUGUCUCUGAUCAGCCAAGCAUUCUUUGCAUGCAUGACAUCAUGGAUGACCUGGAAGAGUUUACAGAAAUUCCUGACAAUUUUUGUGAUCUACCUCAUGAGCAAUAUCCUCUUACUAUAACAUAUCGUAAGUUCUUGAUGAUGCUUGAUGGCACAUGCCGAACAUCAUUUUUCGAUGCAUUUUAUGGUGAAAUGAAGUCUAACUUUGAGAGAGGCCAUUCAAGAUCUCGUGCAGUGCAAACUUUUAUUGAAUUGAAUGAAGUUACGUACGAAAAAUUUGCUACUUUCUACUGGUCUCGUUUUAAUAAAGAUCUGACCAAGAAAUUUGAUGCGUCCACUGUCUUCACUGAAAUAGUUUCUCACAUUAAGGGCGCAUAUCCAGCAAGUGGGCCUUAUACUGGCAAACUGGGAAGACAAGAUUAUGUCAUGCUCUCAGAUAAAAGAUUUUCAUCUUUGAACAAAGAGAAAAGAAAUAAAGUUUAUGAUAUAUUCCUUCAAUAUGAGAGUAUGAAAUGCGCUGCCAGGGAGUUUGAUUUGUCAGAUUUUGUCAGUAGUCUUCACAGUAGUCUUGCAUCUGAGUGCUACAAUGGAGAUAUGGUGGAUUUAGUUUACAUAGAUGAGGUACAGGAUCUGACAAUGACACAAAUAGCACUUCUUAAGUAUGUCUGCAGGAACAUGAAGGAAGGCUUCCUUUUUGCUGGUGACACUGCACAGACUAUAGCAAGGGGUAUUGAUUUUAGGUUUGAAGAUAUCCGUUCACUCUUUUAUACUGCAUUCCUCGCAGAAACUGAGGAAUUUAAUCAAGGACUUAAACAUGGGGUCCAUCUCUCUGAUAUGUUCCAAUUGUCUCAAAAUUUCCGCACACAUUGUGGCAUCCUCCGUAUGGCACAAAGUAUCAUGAGCCUUCUGUGCUUCUUUUUUCCAUCAAGUGUUGACAGGCUUAAUCCAGAGACUGGACUUGUAUAUGGAGAAGCUCCUGUGCUGCUGGAGUCCGAUAACGAUGAAAAUGCAAUUAUGAGUAUUUUUGGAGAAAGCAAAAGUAAACAUGGUAAUCUGCAUGGCUUUGGUGCUGAGCAAGUCAUAUUAGUUCGUGAUGAUGCUACCAAAAAACAAAUUAUUGAUCUUAUUGGUAAACAAGCUCUUGUUUUGACUAUUGUUGAAUGUAAAGGCCUUGAAUUUCAGGAUGUGCUGUUGUACAACUUUUUUGGUUCGUCGCCUUUAAGAAAUAAAUGGAGAGUUCUGUAUGGCUACAUGAAAGAUAAAGAUAUUAUAGCACACUCCGAGGGGAUCUCUCACCCAGAUUUCGACAGAAGCAAGCAUUAUCUACUCUGUUCAGAGCUGAAGCAACUCUAUGUUGCAAUCACACGCACUAGGCAAAGAUUGUGGAUAUGUGAAAAUACAGAGGAUUACUGUCGACCAAUGUUUGAGUACUGGAAGAAGUUGUGUCUUGUAGAAGUUAGAUUACUUGAUUCUUCCCUCAUCCAGGCCAUGAAGACAGGGAGCAGCAAUGAUGAUUGGAGGCUACGGGGAACCAAGUUAUUCAAUGAGGGGCAAUUCGAGAUGGCUACUAUGUGUUUCGAAAAGGCUGGUGAUGCACACAGAGAGAAGUGGGCAAGAGCUGCUGGACUUGUAGCAACUGCUGACCGUGCCAUCUCCACAAAUUUGGAGUUAGGCAAGGCUUCAUUGCAAACAGCAUCAGAAAUUUACGAGGCCAUAGGAAUGCAUGAGAAAGCUGCUAUGUGCUAUAUCAAAUUAGGGGACUACAAAAGAGCAGGUAUGGUGUACAUGCAAAAAUGUGGUACUUCUAGACUUGAGGAUGCUGGUGACUGUUUCGCUAGGGCUGAAUGCUGGUCAGAGGCAGCUGAAUGCUGGUCGGAGGCAGCUGAAGUGUUCUUCAAAGCUAAAUGUUACACCAAGUGUUUCUCCAUGUGCUCAAAAGGAAAGCAGUUAUUCAAUCUGGGCUUGCAGUUUCUGCACCAAUUGGAGGAGGAACAUUCGCUUGAGAAUUCAGAACCCUUGGAGGUUUCUACAAUUAGAUCGAAGUAUCUGGAUAUUUGUGCUCAACAUUAUUUUGAGUGUGGUGACAUAAAGCAUAUGAUGCCUUUUGUUAAGGCUUUUAGUUCUACGGAUCAUGUACAUGCAUUCUUAAAGUCUAGGAAUCUUCUUGAUGAACUGUUUAGUUUAGAGAUGGAAAUGUGUAAUUUCAUUGAAGCUGCAGGAAUAGCAAGGCAUAAAGGAGAUGCCUUGCUGGAGGUGAAAAUGCUUGAGAAGGCAGAUUUGUUUGAGGAUGCAACGCGGCUUCUCCUCCUCCACAUCACUGUAAAUUCCUUCUGGUCUUUAAAUAAUAAAGGGUGGCCUCCCAAAAGAAAUCCAGAGAAGGAACAGUUGCUUGCAGAAGCCAAAGAGAUGGCGAAGAAGGUCUCUGAUUGCUUCCACUCCUUUGUUUGCCUGGAAGCUGAUGCACUGUCAGGUGUGAUAAAGUCUCUUCCCAAUUUAAUUUGCACUUUGUUUGAGGGCAGAAAAUGUGGAAACUUGUUUGUCGAAUUUAUUGCUUCCCGUUUGAUCAUUGAUGUUCAUCUUCAGUCUCGAACCUCUGCAUACAAUUUAGAGAGAGGGCCAGGAUCUGAAGAUGAAAAUAGUUGUAAUGAUAUGCUGGCUUCUAACCAGAUGUCACCCCAUACUCUGUUUUAUGUCUGGAAUCACUGGAAGUCGAUCAUACUCAAAGUACUAUCUCAUCUUCGCCACACUGAUGGUCCAGAAUUAAAUGAUUACACAGUUAUGCAUGAAGAACUUUUCGCCAAGUACUUUGGAUUGAGAAAAGAUGAUGAAGUUGAUAGAUAUGUGGUGCUUAACAAGAAUGCAAGUUGGCUUUCUAAUGCUGGCAGAAGUUCUUUGCAGCAAGAUGGCAACAGAUGUUUAUUGGAUGCUCCUCAGUGUCAUUUAUGUGCUAAGUAUUUCUGGGUGAAUGAGCUGUAUUCUGUUGGUUUCAGUGUACUUAAGAAGUUGGAGCCAUUAGUUCACAUUUCUCCAAAGCCACAAUCUUUGUAUACCCUGGUGAGAACAAACGUUAUUAUAAAUGAGAUAGCAAAGUUUUUGGAAGAACCACAGUUCGGUAUGCCAAAAAUGAAGUUAAAAAGCUUCUUUGUUCUCUGUGAGCGUCGCUUCUUUGAGUUAGUUUUUCUUACGUGGAGAGAUGGGACAACAAGGAGCCUCUUGCGUAGAUUUGACUCACCAGCUACAUAUGGAUUGAUUGCUGAUUCUCUUAGUUCACAUCUUCGGCGAACAGAUAAUAAUUUGACUCAUGGGCAUCUUGGGAGAACAACCAUGCUUCUGCUUCAUGCAGCACGAUUGGAUGAUGCGCUACUUUCAAGACUACUACAUUACCUGGACAACAAUUCCAAGUGGGCAGGUUUUUAUCGAUGUUUUAAGAGAUUUGUUGAUACUGGUGCUGAUAGAUCCCACUUGAUCUUGUACUUUGAGCUUGCUCUUGAAUUUACAUUCAGUUCUGUGAUAUGGAGGGAUGAACUGGACUAUAUAUCCCCAAUAUGCUAUGUGGGUCUGAUGGAGUGCCUUGGUUUCAUGGCUUCAUCAUACCUUCUACAGAAAGGUUGUAUAUACUGCACGAAGUCUGUGUUGGUCAAUAUGCUGGAGUGCCGUACCAGCAAGUUUUACCUUGACACCUGCCUGGCAUCUAAUUCGAGCCCAGAUGAUGAUCUUGAUCGUAUGGCACACUCAUCAGGGAGUUUCAUAUUUUAUACAAUUAUGACUAUGUUGACAAACAAGGAUAUGCUAUGGGAGUGGGUACAGAAGACGGCAACUCCUAGUUCAUACUCCGAGGUCCUCCUGAGACUAGUGGUCACACUUUAUACACUGAUUCUAACUCAUGGUCUUGUGUUCAAAAGAAUAACUAAUGAUCUGCGGAAUUGCUAUGAACUCACAAAUACUCUUCAGCGGUGCGGAGUCUUUGAGCAUUUGCCUUUGGAGUUCUCUGAGAAGAUGGUGCAUGUUUUGCAAAUAAGGCCUCGCACGCCGAGCAACUUCACAAGAAUGCUUGCUGAUGCACUGGACGCAGUCGGAGAUCCUAUGGUAGUUAUGGUAGGCUCACCCAAACUCCCAGCAAUCUGUCGGAACAUAAAUGCUUAUAUGAUUAUUAAGGAGGAUUUGUAUGAUGUUCUGAAGAUAAUGGCUCUUCUUCGUCCUGGGGAGCCAAGUUGUCUAAAGCAAGAGGCUGCACUGCCAGAAAAAUCUGAUGUUAACAAAAACAUUCCCAAGGCUGUACAAGAUAAUAAGGCGGAGAGUAAAGGUGAAAUAGAUUUAAGUGAUGAGAAUACCCCCUUCUGGGAUAAGUUUGAGACGUUUCAAGUCAACAAGCAAGGCCAGAAAGAUGCAAGGUUCAUUGUUCAAUUCCUUAGGAAUGCCCUCUCACGGCUGGAGCAAACACGCUUCCAAGAAAAGAUUGAUGCACAGUUGUUGGAAGAGUUCAGGCACAUCUGCAGGGAGUUCGAAGAACGUUCUGCCAGUGCCAGCUCUGAUCUCCCUGGAUGGUCCCCAAAUAUUCACCAUUUGGGGAGGACGGCGAGGACAGCUUGUCCGACUGUAGAGGAUCUAUACUUGAUGUGGCAAGAUGGUGAGAACAAACUGCGGAGGAUCAUCAGCUUCAUCCACUCUGAAAGGGCGUCCAUGAAAGACGAUGGCAGGAGCAGUGCGCACGCCGACGCCCACGAGUGUUCAGACGAUGAGCCUGACGCGGGAGAACCGGCCUGGACUUCAGCGCAGGCGGCGCAGAAGCAGAGGAGGAGGAGGAAAUCCAAGAAAACCAAAGGCCGUGGCAAGAAGUGAGCCCCUGUAGCCGCCACGGAGAAGGACGAUAUGUUGGUGGCAGCGACUCAGCAGUGGUGGUUCGUGGAUGUUUGGGCGGCGGCGGCAAUAACUGUUGAGGGGAAGCGGGACAGAAUCGGCCUGGCGAUGAAAACGCCUGAUCGCCCACCUCGUGAGCCAUUAGAUCCCAAAUUGUAGCAAAAGCCACCUUCGUGUAACAAUUUUGCAACAAUUUUUCACAAGGUGUGUAGAACAUAAAGAAAAAACGUCGCAUCAUUUAGAACA
Molecule: messenger RNA, 8847 nt
Organism: Triticum aestivum (bread wheat)
Lineage: Eukaryota; Viridiplantae; Streptophyta; Magnoliopsida; Poales; Poaceae
Exons: 14
Coding region: 301-8583 (2760 amino acids)
Molecular function (GO): helicase activity; protein binding; ATP binding
Source: RefSeq, a predicted model, not a curated record